Morchella sextelata is the source of this 3819-nucleotide messenger RNA. RefSeq lists its product as uncharacterized. The transcript has 6 exons. Gene Ontology annotation, cellular component: membrane. The coding region runs from base 1 to 3819 and encodes 1272 amino acids. The record is from RefSeq and is a predicted model, not a curated record. Gene Ontology annotation, biological process: phosphorelay signal transduction system; protein autophosphorylation. Gene Ontology annotation, molecular function: phosphorelay sensor kinase activity; histidine phosphotransfer kinase activity. Lineage: Eukaryota; Fungi; Ascomycota; Pezizomycetes; Pezizales; Morchellaceae.
AUGAGAAUCAGAAUUCGAGAGCAGCUUUCUAUGCUCGUGGCCGUAACAGCGCUCGUCGCAGUGGGUGUUCUGGCUAUUGUCACUUGGGUUCACAACUACAGACUUGUACUUGAUGUCCGCUCAUCGCGGUUCUCGCUUACAGCCAGCUUAAAGGCAAUACAGGUCGCUCAGAGUCUCACACUUUUGCACAACACCGUGUACGCCAUCAGCACCCGUGCGAUCCUCCAGAGUGCCCUAAGACGAUACCAGCAAGGAAACAACACUUAUGAGAACUGGUCCCGUACGCUCGAGGACCUCCAGAACAGUGCAUCAGCCUCCACUGGCGGGUUCGGCGAGGUACUUCAAGUGGUAGUGUUCGACGAGAACCUUGGGAACGGAAUACCUGGUGUUUCAAAUGGCACCAUAACCGACGAUGGCACGGUUGUGGGCGGAGGAAAUUAUACUGGGAUAACAAAGAACGGGACAAGGCUCAACUAUGGGUUUGGACUUGGAAGUAGGAUCGGGUUAUUGAACGCGACUGGUGAUAACGCGGCGGGGAUUAUACUGCCGCCCACGGAAGAUAACGCCGGAGGCGGUCCCAUGUUGAUGAAUAUGUCUGUGGAGCAGCUGGCUGAGGUGCAGUAUAAUGCUAUGCAUGGCCUACCGUAUCAUGAUGGGUAUCCCAAUGCGUUGUAUCCGUUCGCGGACAGGCGUUCAAUGACAACUCCGGCGAACUACUUUACGCCAAAGUAUAUUUACGACAGGAAGGGCCUGGUACUGGGGCCCAUGAUGGUUAACGAAUCGUUCUUUAUGUUGUCGUUUACGAUUCCGAUCAUUAACAACACGAGUGCAUCGACGCUGCUGGGGUUCAUCACGGUGGUGGUUAAUGCAAAGGUGGUCCUCGAUAUCAUCACGGAUACUCGUGGUCUUGGUGGAACAGGACAGACGGUUCUGGUUGGACCGGCAACGGCUUCGAAUAUAUGGGAGGAUCCGCUGCUUGCGAACAGGGUGGACCAAUCUGCGGGAAAAGAGGCAAGUGGAGGGUCUAGGAGCAUGAUGAAGAGGUCUCACAGUGCCGUGGCUGCAAUGGCUGGACUUGUUGGAAGAAGUUUGGGACUGGAGAAGAGGGAUGAUACCGCCGUUGGAGAUUACGAGUUCCGGUAUCUGCUUCCGCCAGGAAGAGAUAAAUCCUUGGUGGGUCAGGUGAGACAACUGAAGCAGUAUACUGCUGUACGGACGGUGUUUGAGCACGGUGUUGGUGGGAUAAAUGGUGCAGGAGAUGAUGGUGACGGCGGCUCAAGUGACCUGGAUACCCAUAAUUCAGAAGGGAGGCAUGUUAGUGUUGGCUACGCCAUCAUUGAAGUGGUCAGGAAUCUUACGGACUGGGCGCUACUGAUAGAACAGGACAAGAGUGAAGCCUUUCAACCCAUAAACAAGUUGCGAAACAUCUUGAUUGCCACAGUUUUUGGCACAUUUGCUGUUGUGAUUAUCCUGGUGUGCCCAAUUGCCCAUUUCGCGGUUAAGCCAAUCACUCGACUGAAGAGAGCCACCGAAAAAAGUAUGCGUCCUCCCUCCUAUACCCCCACUGGAAGCCAAUCAUCUCAAACCGCUGUAGAUCAUGACGCUGCUGUUCAAGAUGAUGAAGAACGUGGCCGUAACCGCUUUUAUGGAAUGGGUGAAUACCUACGCCAACGAACCAUCCGCCGAGACAGCUCUCAGAGCGGUGACACCAGCGGCGGCGACGGUAGCGAGGAAAUACGACGACGUGCCUUCAGGAUUCCUGGAAAAGUCCGUGAACGACGUCACAUCAUCCAUGAUGAGUUGACAGAUCUAACCCGCACAUUCAAUGAAAUGUCGGAGGAGCUCGUACGGCAGUACGAGAAUCUUGAAGAACGCGUCAUUGAGAGAACAAAAGAGUUGGAGGAGCAAAAGAAGGUUGCGGAGGCUGCUAACCAGGCGAAGUCUCUAUUUGUGGCUAACAUUACGCAUGAGCUCCGAACACCGCUAAAUGGAAUCCUGGGAAUGUGUGCAGUCUGUAUGCAGGAAGAGGAGAUCCCGAAAAUCAAGCGGUCGUUGGGGAUCGUGUACAAGUCUGGAGAGUUACUAUUGCAUCUUCUAACAGACUUGUUGACCUUCUCCCGGAACCAGGUCGGUCAUAUGGCGAUUAGUUUGGACGAGAAAGAGUUCAAGAUGACAGACAUCACUGCUCAGAUCAUGGCAAUCUUCGAGAACCAAGCCAAGGAAUCUGGGAUUGCCUUGGGCAUCAGUAUCAGUCCUGAGAAAAAGGUCAAGGAGAUGGUGUUUUGGGGUGAUUCAAACCGUAUACUGCAGGUCUUAAUUAAUCUUGUUAGCAACAGUCUCAAGUUUACACCUGAAAAUGGCGCGAUACAAAUCAGGAUGAACCUCCUCCAAGAGAUUAUCCCGGUCCCCGUACUAGAUGUUCCUCUUCGUCGCGGUUCUUCCCGAAAUGGCUCCAAAAAUAAUCACCGUGGGAUGCAGCGUCUCGGAUCAGUUGCCACCUCGCCCCCUACGCCUAUAAUCAAUAUCAGCACCCAAGAUACAUCUUCGCAGGGCAUCUCAUCCGCUGCAGAACAUCGUGCAAUACUCACGGAAAAGCUUCAAGAACAAAUCAACCACCCAUCCCGCCCAACUUCCCCACCACCUGGUGCUAAAACCUACAUGUUCGAGUUCCAAGUCGAAGAUACAGGCCCUGGAAUCCCUGAACAUCUACAACAGAAGGUGUUUGAGCCAUUCGUCCAGGGUGAUUUGAGGUUAAGCAAGAAACAUGGUGGGACGGGAUUGGGUCUAAGUAUCUGUCUUCAGCUUACGAAACUGAUGCAGGGAACAAUCGAGUUGAAGAGUUUGGAGAAGGCUGGGACAACGUUCACGAUGCGAAUCCCCCUUAAGUACGUCAAAGAGGUCACGCCAAGCCUUUUGAGUGAAAAGGACCGGGCAAACCUGAGCCGGACGAACAGCAUCAAUGGCACAGCACACAACCAUAGCGGUUCUAAUGAAUCCACCGAAAAAGAAGAGCAAAGUCAGCGGGUACAGGAGACAGGUUCUCAGAAGUCUGGAAAGAGCAGUGAGAGCUUUGGAAAAAAUAACAAGCCUAGGUUGGUGGGAUUAAGUCAGCCAUUCUUCGCACCCAGUAUGCCACCGACGGGCGCAGAAACACCGAGCCAUGAAAUUGAGGAGAUGGCGUCAAGAGCAGCUGCUGAAGAAGACGAUGGAGGGAUGAUACGUGUACUGGUUGCGGAAGACAACAAGGUGAACCAGGAAGUUGUGUUGAAAAUGCUCAAACUUGAAGAGAUUUAUGAUGUCACUAUUGCCAAGGAUGGUCGGGAAGCAGUUGAUCGGAUCAAAGAGGCCUUGAAUCAAGGCAGGAGCUUUCACCUGGUACUAAUGGACAUCCAAAUGCCCAAUCUCGACGGUAUCGAAUCCACCAAGAUCAUCCGCGACAUGGGCUACUCAGCACCCAUUGUGGCUCUCACCGCUUUCGCCGAAGAGAGCAAUGUGAAGGAUUGCCUGGACGCGGGAAUGAACUAUUUCCUCGCGAAGCCAAUUCGACGUCCGCAGUUAAAACACGUGUUGAAAACGUAUUGCUCAACGAUACGCGAGGAAGGACAAGGUGGGCCGAUGAGCGAUGUAUCCUCUGCAACUACGACAGGGGGGAUUGGCGGUGGCGGUGCGGGAGGCGCAAGUUUAGCCGGAAGCUCGACAAGAGGUAGUUCAGUAGGGAUGCCGACACCACCAAUGGGGAAAGGGGGUCCCUUGGCCGAAGAAAAUGAAGGGGAAUCAGUUGGGAAGGAUUAUAAAGGGAAAAGUGAAGUGCAGUCAUAG